AUGUCGGACCCAGCUCUCACACCCGCGCAGACGCACGCCCUCUUCGACAUCCUGAUCCACCACCAGCUUUACGCGGAAAUCGAAGCGUUCAAAUACCCACAGGCCAUCGAGCAAUAUGGGUUCCCCUUCGGCAAGGCGGACGGCGUGCAGACGACGUCGCCGCUGCUGCAGAACAUGCUGAACAAGUUUGUGCUGCGGCUGCCGGGCCUGAAGAACGUCGGGCGGGACUUCUGGCAGGACAAGGUGCGCGUGCUGGUCAAGAAGCUGGGCGAUGCCGAGCUCUCCGAGAGCUACGACAAGGGAGCCAUCGGCGCGAGGAAGGCGCUGGCCACGGCCAUAAGCAGCCUGCUCGAGUACGUCGCGAGGGGCAUGCUGGGCGGCUACCCGGCGGGAGAGCGCCGAGAGAAGCGCAGCGAGUACGAUGCGACCAAGCCCGACGACGUGCACCAGGCGUGGGACGACGGGAUGCGCGAGCUGAUCUACGGCGACCUGCUGGAUGAACUGUUCGACACGGUCGCGCAGUCGGGCCAGCUCGAGCAGCACUCUAGCAUGGUGCAGGCGGCGCACGAGUACAUCCUGCUGAACCUUGCAUCCUUCCUCCACCACGUCUUCGUCAUGUCGCCCGACGGCCAGUAUCUCCUCCGCCUCCUCGAGAACGUGCACCGCCUCAUCCCGUACAUGAUGGUCAGACAGACACUGCGCGUAGGCAACGCGGCAACCAUGAUCAACGGCAUGGUCCGGCUGGUCCUGGCAAAGCUCUCCGUAACCGCCGUCACCAACUGGAUCGGUCUUACCAACAACACGAACGAUGGCAUGAACCUCAUGCAGCAGAUCAUGUCCACCGUCAUGGCAUGGGACACGUCGGAGUUCCAGAAACGCGCCCAGAAGCUCGAAAACUGCAGGGACCCACCCAAGAAGGACGUCUUCAAAGCGAUAAAGACGUAUGUUUAUGCUUCGAAAGACAGGCACGAUGCCGCCCGCAACAUAUCACUAGCAGAGUCCAAGUCCAUCAUUGGCGUGAUCCUGGAAACUUCGGAUCCGCCCAUAGACCCGGCUUCUCUCACCGACCACCAACACGCCGUAGCCAUGGAGUACUACAGCAACUACCUCUCCAUACGUGAUCGUGAGGAGCUCACAAAGAUUCUCUGCAAACUCCAGCCCGACGUAUUGACCUCCGCUAUGAAAGACCUCGUCGCGGCAUUUGAUCCCGUCAUUCGCGCCGUCCACAAAGCCGUCGAUCUGUCCGAUACCGUCUACGACGCAGAAGUAUUUCUCACCGACCUCAUCAAGGUGUCAAAGCCCAAGAAGGCCACCGGAACGAGCAGUAGACCAGGCAGUCGCGCAAGCUCGCCUGGCCCUUCCGGCGGUGCUAGCAUCAAGGACAAUCCCAGUGCAUCACACGUCCCCACAGUCGAAGACUACGUCCAACUCCUCAGAAAGCACAUGCCCUCCGCCCACAAAUUCCUACACCAAAUCUGUAAGAACGCGCCCGACCUAGCAAACCAAUACCGCGAAUACGCGCAAUCCGUCCUUGCCGAAUUCCGCGUUGACGCCUCCCCGUCUGCCGAACCUACCGCCCACGGCGCCGGCAACAUGACGCUGCCCCUGCAAUCCCUCUUCUCCACCCUCUCAUCUGAAAAGCAGAACGAGCUCAAGAAGCUCCUCGACGCCCACGAAAAGCACCUCCAGUCCCUCAAAAAGACGUCCCAAUCGCGCCUCCAAACCAUCAUGCCCUCGCACACCAAUCCAUCCCCAAAACCCAGGUCCACAGGCAAAGGCACAACCCACGGCCCGGGCAUGUAUCUCAGCCGCUGGAACUCGCUGCUGGACAGCUGCUACAUCACGCCCGCGACGCUGCACGGGCCCGUGCGCCGCGGGUGGGAGGUCAAAGGCGAGCUCGACGGCAGAGGGCUGAAGACGUCUGCUGCCACGGGUGGUGCGAGCCACAGGCGGAUGGGGAGUCGGGAUCGCAAUCAGGGGAUUAGUAUCGCGGAUGGGACGGGUGACGCGGUGGAGCGGCGGGAGAGGAAGAGGGAUGGGCUCGAGGAGGAUCGUGUGAGGGAGGUGUGGAAGGGGAUGGAGAUGGGGUGGGUAGGCGUUUGUCGAGGUUUGGAGGUUAUGGGUGAUUGA
This is a messenger RNA of Paraphaeosphaeria sporulosa, 2130 nucleotides long. RefSeq lists its product as uncharacterized. The transcript is spliced from 2 exons. Bases 1 to 2130 code for a protein of 709 amino acids. NCBI's taxonomy places the organism in Eukaryota, Fungi, Ascomycota, Dothideomycetes, Pleosporales, Didymosphaeriaceae. Gene Ontology annotation, molecular function: phosphatidylinositol binding. The record is from RefSeq and is a predicted model, not a curated record.